AUGUCAUUGAGCGACCAUCCCAAGGCAUAUGGCACCGCAGCCAUUGCCGUUGCCUUUGCGGCCGGCAUCGUCGCUACCCUGGGUUUUAAAGAGCUGUAUCCCGAGCUUGAAUCCCGAUAUCAGCACAACCGAUUCCAACGCAAACGCAGCAAUGCGCGGUCAACAGAUCCUCGGCGAAGCAGUUUCUUCUGGAUGGCGCCAGUGCAGCUUGAAGACCAUGAGCCGACGCCGUCAUCAUCUCGUGCCCCAGCGAUUGCAUCAAACGGCAUCGAAGGAUGUAUCGGCAACACCCCCCUCAUAGAGAUACCAUCUCUCUCCCAAGCCACCGGCCGGACCAUCCUCGCAAAGGCCGAGUUUCUCAACGGUGCGGGAAAUAGCCCCAAGGACCGAGUAGCUCUCAACAUCAUUUUGGAGGCUGAGAAACGGGGACUCUUAACGCCUCACCAGGGCGACACCAUCUAUGAGGGAACAGUGGGCAGCACGGGCAUUUCUCUCGCUACUCUGGCGCGCGCAAAGGGAUACAAGGCCCAUAUCUGCAUGCCUGAUGAUCAGGCCUUUGAAAAGUCGGAUCUUUUGAUUCACCUCGGCGCAACGGUUGAGAGAGUUGCCGUUGCUCCCAUCACCAGCCCCGAUCACUUUGUCAACUUGGCCCGGAGGCGCGCCACGGAGCACACGCAGUCAUCUACAGACGGCAGCAAGGGCUUCUUUGCGAAUCAGUUCGAAACCGAAUCCAACUGGCAAGCCCAUGCUGUCAGCACAGGCCCGGAAAUCUAUCAACAGACAGAUGGCAACCUUGACGCAUUCGUUGCUGGCGCUGGAACUGGUGGCACGAUAUCUGGGGUGGCGAGGUACCUGAAACUGGAUGCAAAGAUGAGCAAUCUCAAGGUUGUCCUGGCGGAUCCCCAGGGAAGCGGGUUGUACAACAAGAUUAAGCACGGAGUCAUGUAUUCGUCUACUGAAAAGGAGGGCACCCGGCGAAGACAGCAAGUCGACACAAUGGUGGAAGGAAUUGGUAUUAAUCGUGUGACGAACAACUUUGAAAUCGGCAGAGAUUUGCUCGACGAUGCGGUCAAGGUGACGGAUGAUCAAGCUUGCCGCAUGGCUAGGUGGCUUGUGGAAAAUGACGGCAUCUUUGUGGGGAGCAGCAGCUCUGUUAACUGUGUUGCCGCUGUUGUCACUGCGAUGAGACUGCCCCCUGGGAGUAGAGUCGUCACUUUGUUGUGUGAUUCUGGCACUCGGCAUUUGAGCAAGUUUUGGAAGAAUAUCAAAGAAAUGGGCCUAGAGGAAGAAGAGGCCACGGAUCUCUUUACUGAGCUGGGGAUAUCAGAAUGA
Trichoderma asperellum CBS 433.97 is the source of this 1332-nucleotide messenger RNA. RefSeq names its product Cysteine synthase 2 (gene CYS12). Gene Ontology annotation, cellular component: cytoplasm. The record is from RefSeq and is a predicted model, not a curated record. Lineage: Eukaryota; Fungi; Ascomycota; Sordariomycetes; Hypocreales; Hypocreaceae.